This is a messenger RNA of Prunus armeniaca (apricot), 567 nucleotides long. Lineage: Eukaryota; Viridiplantae; Streptophyta; Magnoliopsida; Rosales; Rosaceae. The record is from the annotation of a GenBank genome assembly.
AUGAGAAGAGGAAUGGUUGGCCUGGUUUAUAAGUUGGCACAUCUCUGGAAAGGAACUAUGGGAGAUUCAUUGGGUUUGCUAAAAGUUACAGUCGUGCAAGGGAAAAGACUGGUAAUCCGGGAUUUUAAGAGCAGCGAUCCUUAUGUUGUUAUCAAAUUGGGAAAUCAGGUGGCGAAAACCAAGGUUAUCAACAGUUGCCUUAAUCCCGUUUGGAAUGAAGAGCUAAGCUUCUUCCUUAACGAACCUAUUGGAGUUCUAAAUUUGGAAGUGUUUGAUAAAGAUUUUCUGAAGACAGAUGAUAAGAUGGGACAUGCUCACGUCAGCCUGCAGCCAAUAGUCUCUGCUGCUAGAUUGAGACAGAUUUUACAAGUUUCUUCUGGCGAGACAACAUUAAGGAAGGUUGUCCCAGAUAGUGACAACUGCCUAGUUAGGGAAAGCUGUAUUACUUGUGUAGAUGGUGAGGUGGUGCAGUGUGUUUGGUUGAGGCUUUGCGACGUCGAGUCAGGGGAAAUAGAAUUGAAAAUCAAGUUAACUGAUGCAGCAGAUCCGGAUGCAACCUCAGGGUAG